Pseudocercospora fijiensis CIRAD86 is the source of this 1029-nucleotide messenger RNA. RefSeq lists its product as uncharacterized. The transcript is spliced from 4 exons. Gene Ontology annotation, biological process: ribosome biogenesis. The coding region runs from base 58 to 852 and encodes 264 amino acids. Lineage: Eukaryota; Fungi; Ascomycota; Dothideomycetes; Mycosphaerellales; Mycosphaerellaceae. The record is from RefSeq and is a predicted model, not a curated record. Gene Ontology annotation, cellular component: ribonucleoprotein complex.
GCCACCACAUCUAACGACACCCAAUUCUAUUCUUCGUUAGAACACCCGACCGUCAUCAUGCCUCCAAAGACCGGUGGUAAGAAGGCCGCUCCGGCUCCAUUCCCAGCAAGCAAGGCUGGUGUGAGCAAGAAGCAGGCGAAGAACCCCCUCAUCGAGCGCCGCCCGCGCAACUUCGGUAUCGGCCAGGACAUCCAGCCAAAGCGCAACCUCUCGCGCAUGGUAAAGUGGCCGGAGUAUGUCCGUCUUCAACGCCAGCGCAAGAUCUUGAAUAUGCGCCUCAAGGUUCCACCGGCUAUUGCUCAGUUCUCCAACACCCUCGACCGCAACACUGCCGCCCAGGCUUUCAAGUUGCUCACCAAGUACCGACCAGAGACCAAGGCCGAGAAGAAGGAGCGUCUGCACAAGGAGGCCACCGCCGUUGCUGAGGGCAAGAAGAAGGAGGAUGUCAGCAAGAAGCCAUACGCCGUCAAGUACGGUCUCAACCACAUCGUUGCUCUGAUUGAGGCCAAGAAGACUGCUCUCGUCCUCAUCCCCAACGAUGUCGACCCAAUCGAGCUCGUCAUCUACCUCCCAGCUCUCUGCCGUAAGAUGGGUGUCCCAUACGCUAUUGUUAAGGGCAAAGCUCGUCUCGGAACUGUCGUCCACAAGAAGACCGCCGCCGCUCUCGCUCUCACCGAGGUCCGCCAAGAGGACAAGAAUGAGCUCUCCAAGCUCGUCGAGGCCAUCAAGACUGGCUACAUGGAGAAGAACGAGGAGGCCAAGCGUCACUGGGGUGGUGGUAUCAUGGGUGCCAAGGCUCAGGCUCACGACCGAAAGAAGAAGGAGCGUGCCGAGCGUGAGAUCAAGAUUUGAAUGACUUGAUUUCUUGUUUGACGUCUUUGCAUGUGAACGAAGUAUGUGGCGUACGGCGCUUCAAAAAAGCAUGACAAGGAACACUGUCUGCAGGGAGGGAAUGGGCUGUUCAGAUUUGAUACCACUUUGAAAUGAAAGCUUUCAAGACUGCGGCUGCUCUCCCGCAGCAGGAAGAUG